CAGUGGUGUGACCGCAUUGACGGUACUCGAGACUCAGGUACAUUCCCUAGGCUUUAGCUCACUCCACAAUGUUAAUAGUGGUGGAAUCUACGUAAAAGAAAAUCCGAAUCUUUGCUAUGUGUCCAAGAAACUAUUGUCCUCCCUGGUACUCGACGAAAAUACACAGACUAUUUAUCUCGGUAACAACAAAGCACGUGGAGAUUGCCGUGACGAAAAUAAAAUGUGUGACAUGGAAUGCACCGAUGUUGGUUGCUGGGGGCGUGGUCCAGAAAAUUGCUUUAGUUGCAAAAAAUACAACAUGGGAGGAGUCUGUGUAGAGUCGUGUGACAAUGAUGAUGGGUUUUUCAAAGUUUCCAAGACAGAGUGCGUUAUGUGUGAUAAUGAAUGUAUUGAUGGAUGUACUGGACCGGGUGCUGAUGAGUGCAAUGAUUGUAAAAACAUGAAGGAUGGUGAAUAUUGUCUUGAAAAGUGUCCAUCGAUGAAAUAUGCCAAUUCAAGAAAAUUGUGUCGUCCGUGUCACGAAUUUUGUUCUAUAGG
Molecule: messenger RNA, 537 nt
Organism: Saccoglossus kowalevskii
Lineage: Eukaryota; Metazoa; Hemichordata; Enteropneusta; Harrimaniidae
Product: v-erb-like protein receptor
Source: RefSeq, marked provisional